Molecule: messenger RNA, 2214 nt
Organism: Diospyros lotus (date-plum)
Lineage: Eukaryota; Viridiplantae; Streptophyta; Magnoliopsida; Ericales; Ebenaceae
Product: malate synthase, glyoxysomal
Exons: 4
Coding region: 346-2043 (565 amino acids)
Biological process (GO): glyoxylate cycle
Cellular component (GO): cytoplasm
Molecular function (GO): malate synthase activity
Source: RefSeq, a predicted model, not a curated record
AAUAUUCGAUUAGUGUUUUAAUUUGUUGUUAAGUUUUGAAAUUUGUGUUAAUUUUUCAUUCUGUAAAGCAUUGUAUUCUAAGAAACAGAUGUCAAAUAGUUUUUAGCACUUUCGUGAGGCGAACGAAUUUGUUUUAAGAAAACUGUGUUACACAAAUCUCGAUUUUAUCAUCCAUAUUGUUGUAUUUUUAUUUUUUCUUACACAAUAUUAUAUUAUUUCAGUAUUUAUAUACUGUUAGUUUAAAUAUAAUAUUAUAAUAAAUAUAUUUGACUAAUAAUAUAAUUAUUUUAUUGUCUUGCUAACAUUAAUUAACAAAUUAACAAGACAAAAAAGAUACAUAUCAAGAUGAUGGGCCAUGGAAUUUCCGACUACACUGCUCCGGCGGGAGAGAAGGGCGGCGCCUGCUACGACGCGCCGGAAGGGGUGGAUGUCAGGGGGAGAUACGACGAAGAGUUUGCCGAGAUUCUUACCAAGGAUGCACUGCAGUUUGUGGCUGAUUUGGAGAGGGAGUUCAGAAGUCAUGUCAAGUAUGCGAUGCAGUGCCGGAAGGAGGCUCAGGCCAGGUUCAACGGCGGGGCUUUGCCCGGGUUUGAUCCGGCGACCAAGUGCGUGAGGGAGAGUGAGUGGAGGUGCGCUCCAGUGCCGCCGGCUGUGGAGGACCGGAGGGUGGAGAUCACCGGACCGGUCGAGCGUAAGAUGAUCAUCAACGCCCUCAACUCUGGAGCCAAGGUUUUCAUGGCUGACUUUGAAGAUUCAUUAUCUCCAACAUGGGAGAACCUGAUGAGAGGGCAAGUUAACCUGAAGGAUGCUGUAGAGGGAACCAUAUGCUUCUAUGACAAGGCCAGGAACAGGGUUUACAAGCUAAACGACCAGACUGCAAAACUCUUUGUGCGCCCGAGAGGCUGGCACCUGCCUGAGGCCCACAUCAUUAUCGACGGCGAACCGGCAAUCGGUUGUCUCGUGGACUUUGGCCUCUACUUUUACCACAACCAUGCAGGAUUCCGGCGAACCCAAGGUGGAGGCUUUGGCCCUUUCUUUUAUCUUCCUAAAAUGGAGCACUCCAGGGAAGCUAGAAUAUGGAAGAGUGUGUUUGAGAGGGCAGAGGAAAGGGUUGGAAUAGGGAGAGGUAGCAUCAGGGCCACAGUUCUGAUAGAGACACUUCCGGCUGCGUUCCAAAUGGAUGAAAUCUUGUAUGAGCUGAGGCAUCACUCUUUGGGUUUAAAUUGUGGAAGAUGGGAUUACAUAUUCAGUUAUGUGAAGACUUUUCAGGCCCACCCUGAUCGGAUACUUCCAGAUAGGGUUCAAGUUAGCAUGACUGAACAUUUCAUGAAAAGUUACUCUCAUCUCCUUAUUCGAACUUGUCAUAAACGAGAUGUGCAUGCCAUGGGAGGCAUGGCAGCUCAAAUUCCAAUCAAAGAUGAUCCGGCAGCUAACGAGGCAGCAAUGGAGGUGGUAAGGACGGACAAGCUGAGAGAGGUGAAGGCAGGGCAUGAUGGAACUUGGGCAGCCCACCCGGGCCUCAUUCCAACCGUCAUGGAAAUCUUCAACAACUACAUGGGCAAUUCGCCCAACCAAAUCGAAGCCGCUAAGCGCCACGAUGCAGCAGCCUUAACCGAAGAGGACCUCCUGCAAAGGCCUAGUGGGGUCCGGACCAUGGAAGGCCUCCGGCUCAACGUCCGGGUGGGGAUCCAAUAUUUGGGGGCGUGGCUGACGGGAAUUGGAUCUCUUCCUCUUUACAACCUCAUGGAGGACGCGGCCACGGCCGAGAUCAGCCGGGUUCAAAGCUGGCAGUGGCUCAAAUAUGGAGUGGAAUUGGAUGGAGAUGGGGUUGGAGAGAGGGUGAGCUUGGAUCUGUUUGGGAGGGUGGUUGAAGAGGAGAUGGCCAGGAUUGAGAAUCAAGUGGGAACAGAAAAGUUCAUCAAAGGAAACUAUAAGGAGGCUUGCAAGGUUUUUACCAGGCAAUGCACAAGCCCAUCUUUGGAUGAUUUCCUCACCUUAGAUGCCUAUAAUUACAUUGUCAUCCAUCACCCAUCCAGGCUCUGAAGUUUUUGAAUACAGCAUCAAAUCAAUGCAUUUCGCCUUCUGUGUUUGCUUUGGGCCUUCAUGCUAGUCCUUCACCUCUGAAGUUUUUACUGUUUUUUUUAAAUAGUAUUUAUUCUGUCUAAUAUUCAAUAAGAGCCACAAUGAUGUUAUUAUAAAUGAGUUUAUUUCAAA